CUGUUUUUCUUGAGCGUGGCAGUUUGCUGCUUAUUGAGCUGAGUCUGAUUUCUGUCUGUUUGAACGGAGGUGGUGAAGGCAGGUGAUGAAGGCAGGUGCUGUGCUUGGCCUUAUCUGGGCCCGAGUGGUUUUAUCAUUCUUCGUGUUACCAAAUGUGAACUGAGGUCAGAAAAAAACAGCUGAAUGUCCUGCUUUGGGAUUUAAAGGUGUCUUAAGGAACUGGAGCCAUGACGGACUCCAAAUACUUCACGACCAAUAAAAAAGGAGAGAUUUUUGAACUGAAGGCUGAACUCAAUAAUGAAAAGAAGGAGAAAAGGAAAGAAGCUGUGAAGAAGGUUAUUGCAGCCAUGACUGUGGGGAAGGAUGUCAGCUCUCUCUUUCCUGAUGUUGUGAACUGCAUGCAGACUGACAACCUGGAGUUGAAGAAGCUGGUAUAUCUGUACCUGAUGAACUACGCCAAAAGCCAGCCGGACAUGGCCAUUAUGGCUGUCAACAGCUUUGUGAAGGAUUGUGAGGAUCCAAACCCUCUCAUCCGUGCUCUGGCCGUCCGCACCAUGGGAUGUAUCAGGGUGGACAAGAUCACAGAGUACUUGUGUGAGCCUCUUCGCAAGUGUCUGAAGGAUGAAGACCCUUAUGUUCGUAAGACUGCAGCUGUGUGCGUGGCGAAGCUGCAUGACAUCAAUGCCCAGAUGGUGGAGGACCAGGGAUUUCUGGAUUCUCUGCGUGACCUGAUUGCAGACUCCAAUCCUAUGGUGGUAGCAAAUGCUGUUGCUGCUUUGUCAGAAAUCAGCGAGUCGCAUCCCAACAGCAACCUGCUGGACCUGAACCCUCAGAACAUCAACAAGCUGCUGACAGCGUUAAAUGAAUGCACAGAGUGGGGGCAGAUCUUCAUUCUGGACUGCCUGUCCAACUACAACCCCAAGGAUGAUCGUGAAGCUCAAAGUAUUUGUGAGCGGGUGACUCCUCGGCUGUCCCAUGCCAACUCAGCAGUGGUUCUGUCAGCAGUGAAAGUUCUGAUGAAGUUCCUGGAGCUUCUCCCCAAGGAUUCAGAUUAUUACAACAUGCUGCUGAAGAAGCUUGCUCCUCCACUGGUUACCUUGCUGUCUGGAGAGCCUGAAGUCCAGUAUGUUGCCCUGAGGAACAUCAACUUGAUUGUGCAGAAAAGGCCUGAAAUCCUGAAGCAGGAAAUCAAGGUGUUCUUUGUGAAGUACAACGACCCUAUCUAUGUGAAGCUGGAGAAACUGGACAUCAUGAUCCGCCUGGCUUCUCAAGCAAACAUUGCCCAGGUCCUGGCAGAGCUGAAGGAAUAUGCUACUGAGGUGGAUGUUGACUUUGUUCGCAAGGCUGUUCGAGCUAUUGGACGCUGUGCCAUCAAGGUUGAGCAAUCUGCAGAGCGCUGUGUGAGCACGCUGCUAGACCUCAUUCAGACCAAGGUCAACUACGUCGUCCAGGAGGCCAUUGUGGUCAUCAGGGACAUCUUCCGCAAGUACCCCAACAAGUAUGAAAGCAUCAUUGCCACCCUGUGUGAGAAUCUGGAUUCCCUGGAUGAACCAGAUGCCAGAGCUGCCAUGAUCUGGAUAGUGGGUGAAUAUGCAGAACGAAUUGAUAAUGCAGAUGAACUGUUGGAGAGUUUUCUGGAGGGCUUUCAUGACGAAAGUACUCAGGUGCAGCUCACCCUUCUGACUGCUAUAGUGAAGCUGUUCUUAAAAAAGCCUUCUGAGACACAGGAGCUGGUUCAGCAGGUCCUCAGCCUAGCCACACAGGAUUCUGACAACCCAGACCUGCGGGACCGUGGCUACAUCUAUUGGCGCCUUCUUUCCACUGACCCAGUGACUGCCAAAGAGGUGGUCUUAUCAGAAAAGCCACUGAUCUCUGAGGAGACUGAUCUGAUUGAACCCACUCUGCUGGAUGAGCUGAUCUGCCAUAUUGGGUCUCUGGCUUCUGUGUACCACAAACCGCCCAAUGCUUUUGUGGAAGGGAGCCAUGGGAUUCACCGCAAGCACUUGCCAAUUCACCAUGGAAGCACUGAUGCAGGAGACAGCCCUGUGGGGACAACAGCCACAACAAACCUGGAGCAGCCUCAGGUCAUCCCAUCGCAAGGCGACCUGCUGGGUGACCUGCUCAACCUGGACCUGGGACCCCCUGUCAACGUUCCCCAGGUGUCCUCCAUGCAGAUGGGUGCUGUGGACCUCCUGGGAGGAGGGUUGGACAGCUUGCUUGGCAGUGACCUUGGCGGGGGCAUUGGAGGAAGUCCGGCAGUGGGGCAGACCUACAUUCCCUCUUCUGUGCCAGCCACUUUUGCCCCUUCACCCACCCCAGCCGUGGUGAGCAGUGGACUCAACGAUCUCUUUGAGCUCUCAUCUGGUAUAGGCAUGGCUCCCGGAGGAUAUGUGGCUCCCAAAUCUGUUUGGUUGCCUGCAGUGAAAGCUAAAGGACUGGAGAUCUCAGGCACAUUCAGUCAUAGGCAGGGACACAUUUACAUGGAGAUGAACUUCACCAAUAAGGCUUUGCAGCACAUGACUGACUUUGCCAUUCAGUUCAACAAGAACAGCUUUGGGGUCAUCCCAAGCACUCCAUUGGCCAUUCACACCCCUCUGAUGCCAAACCAAAGUAUUGAUGUCUCUCUGCCCCUCAACACCCUUGGACCAGUCAUGAAAAUGGAGCCUCUGAACAACCUCCAGGUAGCUGUGAAAAACAACAUUGAUGUCUUUUACUUCAGCUGCCUAAUUCCUCUCAACGUGCUUUUUGUGGAGGAUGGCAAAAUGGAGCGCCAGGUCUUCCUCGCGACUUGGAAAGACAUUCCAAAUGAAAAUGAGCUGCAGUUCCAGAUUAAAGACUGCCACCUGAAUGCUGACACUGUCUCCAGCAAACUGCAGAACAACAAUGUCUACACCAUUGCCAAGAGGAACGUGGAGGGUCAGGACAUGCUGUACCAGUCCCUCAAGCUCACCAAUGGCAUCUGGAUCCUGGCUGAGCUUCGCAUCCAGCCAGGCAAUCCCAAUUACACGCUUUCUCUGAAAUGCCGUGCCCCCGAGGUGUCCCAGUACAUCUACCAGGCCUACGAUGCCAUCCUGAAGAACUGAUGGAGCUCUGCCUGUGCCUCACCCUGCAGGAGGACAGAGAAACGGUCCCUGGGUCCUCCUCCACUGCUGGUGUGGGGAAAAGCACCCUUAAACUGGAAGCAGCUGUAUUCAUGUGUAGGAUUUCAGUCCGAGGCACUGAUUAAACAAGGUAGCAAUUAGUAUCCACAUGCUAACGAUGAUAGGGAACAAACCCCUUUGAUAUUUUUAGCGUCCAUGGAGUUUGUAACCACUGCUUCAAUUCCCCUCCCCCCCUCCAUCCCCUUUGCCCCUCUCUUGUCCAUUCUCGUGGGCUUCUCCAUUUUGUGCCAAUGUCAGUGUUUUCUAAAUGGCUUUAGGUGUAGUUCUGAUUUUGUAAAAUACUGCUCACUGGAAAAGAAAAAAAAAAAAAACAACACAGAAAAACCCAACCCACAGCUUAUUAAAACAAGGCAAAAUGGUCGAAAACAUACACUGCACUUUAUUUUAUAUUUUUAUACAUUUUUUGUUUUUUUUCUUAUCUGUGAUUGGCUUUAAAGGGAAAGUGAUUCUGUGGAAGUGGUGGGCACCCUGCAGGGCUGGCUGUGGGCUGACUGUGAGGAACAGAGCCAUGUGCUGCACCUGUGGAGCUGAGGGGCUCUAAAUGCAGCGAGGGGUUUUUAUUGGGCCUCAGCUCUGCUCCCUAUGAUGUUUAACUCCAUCCAUCAUCUCCCUGCCCUGUGAGCUGCCGAGUAAGGAGGGAAACUCCUCGUGUGUGGGGAGGGGCUGUGGACAGAUGGCUAAUGGGACAGUGGAGGACAAAAUGAGAACGGGCUCACUACUAGGGCAAAAGCACGGGCUGUGUUCUCUGUGUCCUCGCCAUCUGCAGCUCCUCCUCUUGCUUUCUCUGCCUUUCGCCCAACCCUUGAGCUGUGCCCCUGCACCCAGUGCUGUACGUCCCAGCAGGGCUGCAGGCAUCUGAUGUCCGUGGGCCCUGGCAGGAUCCUGAGGCUCUGCAGUGGGGCUGAGUGGUUCUCCCCACUCCCAUGGUGGCACAACAGACCAAUUUGGGCUUGGCAGUGCUUGCACUUGCUGAGCUGAGCACACCUCAAAAGCAUUUCUUCUGUUAGCAGCCCCCAGGGCACGAAGCACUGAGGGUUUCUCAGUCCUUGCCUGCAGCCCCCGGCCUCUGUUCUCCUACCCACCCUUUGGGCUGGGAGCCCUUCCCUUUCCCAUUCACAGCUGUGCACUCACCGUGUUGCAACCAGUGAGUGCUGCAGCCCCAGCAGUGAAUGCAAAGCCUUGUGCAUGCCUUGCUCCAUCCAUUGCUUGCCCUGCUUCAUUCAGCAAAGCCUUUAACCAGGGCAGCUCUGCCCUCCCCAGCAUGUUUUGAUGCCAGCUCUUCCCCAGCAAGCAAAGCUCUGACGCAUAGCAGCCCCCAUGUUGUCAUUUAGAUGCCACGUUCAAGGUCAGUAAAUGUUUUAUGGUGAAGAUGGUUCAUCAGGGCUCUGUCAUCGCCUGCAGCCAAGAGGCCGAUGCUGGGAAGAGGUCAGAAAGCCCCGUUUAUCUCCCCCCACCCUGAGCCUCAGUGCAGAGAAGAGGAGCACCUGGCGGGGCCUGGAAGGCUCUGUCCCUGUGUUCUGGUUGGGGAAAAAGUGGGGCAGAGCUGGAGUAACACAGUGCCUGUGUGUGCUGGGAGGUGAUUGCUCCAAGCCCUGCAGGGCCACGGCACAAAUCAUUAUUAGAGCAAUUAACGAAGCAGCGGCAGCGCUGAGUGCUGGGGCAGGGAGAAGACAGCAGAGGGUGAGGGAUGAGCUCAGCCUUACACCACGCAGCUGGAGGAGCUUUGAUAUGGGGAGGGGAUGCUCAGCACCCCUUCCUGUGCCACAUUUCUUCCCAGCAUCUCGGGCACAUGGGUGUCCCUGCGUUUCUGAGCCCUCCUCUCCUGCUGUGCCGCUCGGUUGCUUUGCUCACCAUGUAGCUGUGUUGCUCUUCAGGCUUUACCUGGCGUCCGUGUCAAUAAACUCAUUUCCACAA
Messenger RNA from Lagopus leucura (white-tailed ptarmigan), 5075 nucleotides. RefSeq names its product adaptor related protein complex 2 subunit beta 1 (gene AP2B1). Gene Ontology annotation, molecular function: clathrin binding. Gene Ontology annotation, biological process: vesicle-mediated transport; intracellular protein transport. Gene Ontology annotation, cellular component: clathrin adaptor complex; membrane coat. The coding region runs from base 228 to 3083 and encodes 951 amino acids. The record is from RefSeq and is a predicted model, not a curated record. Lineage: Eukaryota; Metazoa; Chordata; Aves; Galliformes; Phasianidae. The transcript has 22 exons.